AUGGCCAUUGAACGGGGUGCUCAAAAACCCAUACGAAGACCGCCGGGUAGACCCCGGCGAAUGGUUUUUAUUGAAGAGGAGCACCGAAAAUCGGAAUAUCGAUAUUGGUGGAUGGUCGUUUUUGGUUUCUACAUUCUGCUAUCGGAAACUGGUGUUCGGCAGGUUAUGAAUGGAUUCGUCACACCAAUUAUGGAAUCGUUGAAUAGUACUAAAUCUGAGACUGACGCCGCACUAAUAACAAUUCCAAUAUCUACUAGCCUUGUGUCAGGACCAUUUUCUUCGGCUGUUUAUCAGCGAGUAGGAGCCCGAAUAAGUAUACUUAUUGGAGCUAUGCUUUGCUUCAUCGGAUAUAUUGCUGGAACAUUUUGCCGCCAAAUCUACACAAUGAUGGCAUUAGCUAUACCAAUUGGAAUUGGUUGCGGAUUGAUGCGCUGCUCAAUUAUCUCUGUCCAAUGUGAAUACUUCAAAAAGAAAAGAAAUGCAGUGAUGUCAUUCAUAUCAAUUGGACCUGGUAUUGGUAUAUUUGUAUUGCCGCGAAUUCAAAAAUGGAUCAUGGAUAUGGAAGAUGGUGCUUGGGAACCAGCAUGGUAUUUUCUUGCCGGACUUUAUGUGAUUAGUGGAAUUAUGGCUUUAUUUAUCACACGAAAACCUUCAUCACAAACUGGAGGAUGUUCGCUACCAGAAACAAAAGUUUUGAAAAAAGUGGAAUUCGAUUUGCAUCUUGUCGCAUCAUUUCUAGCUGCUGGCGUCAAUUUUAUUUACAUUUCAAACAUAUUGAUUUUAAUGGAAAAGGAAAACAUUGAAGACAAGGAAACUGUGUACGGCUAUCAAGGAAUUGCAACGAUUAUCGGCAAAUUCGUGAUGACUUUUGUGAUGAGCACGGAUAAAUUUAAAAUCGGUUAUGUUAUAAUCGUGAGCUAUUUGAUUGCACAGCCUUCGCUUUUCUCCGGAGUUUUUUGCUAUUCUCUCUGGCAGUUUAGACUUCAAAAUUUCUUCUCCGGAAUUGGACUUGGAUUAUACCAAGCAGCUAGUGUACCUUUUAUUGUUGCUAUGGUUGGACCAUCUCAAUUGGCAUAUGCUCUUGGGUACACCAGUUUUGUAAAUGGUCUCGCCAUUGUGAUCAUGUGGUGGAUUUCAAACAAAUUCGUUGAGAUAGGCAAUAGUGAAGAUUCACGCAAUGUCUUUUAUAUUUCCAUAUAUAUGGGCUGUGCCGCUAUCGUUGUCGGCGUCGUCACAUCUUUUGUAUUGAUGUCGAAAGAGAAACAUAAACGCAAACCGUCAAUGAAACAGAUGAGGCAUUCGUCGGAGCUCAAUGCACUUUCCAACAUUAACUCGGUUGAAAAUUGCUAA
Molecule: messenger RNA, 1350 nt
Organism: Caenorhabditis bovis
Lineage: Eukaryota; Metazoa; Nematoda; Chromadorea; Rhabditida; Rhabditidae
Source: the annotation of a GenBank genome assembly